GGAUGAAGGCAGGACCAAAGCGUCUCAGGCAAUUUGGAUAGGGUGCCUGCCGAGUAUGCCUAGCCCCGGUGGGAGCCAGGAGCUCAGCUCAAGAGGUGAGGAAAUGGUCCGCCUACAGAUCCUGACACCCAGGGCAGGACUCCGCCUGGUGGCCCCAGACUUGGAAGGCAUGAGGUCUUCCCCAGGCCACAAAGACAAGGAGGCCCCCUGCUCCAGAGAGCUCCAGAGGGACUUGGCUGGCGAGGAGGCUUUCAGGGGCCCCAACACAGACGCUGCAAGGUCAAGUGAACAGUUGAGUGAUGGCAACGUGGGAUCCGGAGCCACGGGCUCCUGGCCUGAAGGCUUGGCUGCAGUAGGCAUCGGCUCUGAGAGAGGAAGCUCCAGUGCCACUUCAGUCUCUGAUGUCCCUGCUGAUAGGAAGAGCGACAGCACAGCAGCCCGGGAGGAUGCAAAGGCAGACCCAAAGAGGGCCUUGGCAGAUUAUGAGGGGAAGAAUGUGGCCACCAAGGUCAGAGAGGCCUGGCAGGAGAGGCCUGGAGCCCCAGGAGGUGGCCAAGGAGACCCAGCUGUACCCACUCAGCAGCCUGCAGAUCCCAGCACCGCAGAGCGGCAGAACAGCCCCAGCGGCUCUGAGCAGCUCAUCAGACGAGAGAGCUGUGGCAGCAGCAUGUUGGCUGAUUUUGAGGGGAAGAAUGUUGGAGAGGCCUGGCAGGACAGGCCUGGAGCCCCAAGAGGUGGCCAAGGAGACCCAGCUGUACCCACUCAGCAACCUGCAGAUCCCAGCACCCCAGAGCAGCAGAACAGCACCAGCGGAUCUGAGCAGUUUGUUGGACGAGAGAGCUGUGCCAGCAGGGUGAGGAGCCCCUCGAGCUGCAUGGUCACCGUUACUGUCACUGCCACUUCUGAGCAGCCUCACAUUUAUAUUCCAGCCCCCACAAGUGAAUUGGACUCCAGCUCUACCACCAAAGGGAUUCUCUUCGUGAAAGAGUACAUGAAUACUAGUGACGUGUCUUCUGGGAAGCCAGUAUCUGCACGCUAUGGCAGUGUCAGCAGCAUUGAGGACUCAUUCGCCAUGGAGAAGAAGCCUCCAUGCGGCAGCACUCCAUACUCUGAGAGGACAACUGGAGGGAUCUGUACUUACUGCAACCGUGAGAUCCGAGACUGUCCAAAGAUUACCCUAGAACAUCUUGGCAUCUGCUGCCAUGAAUAUUGCUUUAAGUGUGGGAUUUGCAGUAAACCGAUGGGCGAUCUCCUGGAUCAGAUCUUCAUUCACCGUGACACCAUUCACUGUGGGAAAUGCUAUGAGAAGCUCUUCUAGCCCCCCGACCCCUAGGCUGAUCAGAAGCUGAUGACUCGUGGACAAGUUUGGCUGUCCCCAGUUUUGCCCCAAGUUGCUGUCUCCCCUUCCCUCACCUCCUCCCACCCUGUUUGAUUUCUUCAUGCUUUUGCCCUUCUUAAGUUGAAGUUGCAUACAUCCAAUAUCGUAUCUUAAUGAUGCUAUGGUAAUUGCUUGUGUGUAUAGCUUCUUAUAGCUUAGAAGGCACUUUACAUCCAUGAUCUCAUUUCAGGCUCAACCAAACAGAGUCAAACAAGAAUUCCAUCUUGGCUUCCCUAAGACAGAUUGGCUUUCUAAUGAGUUUAGGUGGGCAGAAGUGUAGGGUUCAGUGUGUCCUGACUCCCUUGAGGCUUAUGAUGGGCCAAGUUGAAGACUGUUGAUGAUCCCUGAUGGGUAAAUUGCAGACAUUGAAUGCUAGGGAUUGGCAUAGGCUAGUGUUUAGCUUGUCUAUUUGCCAUAUCUAUUUUUUUUCUAAAUUUCCAUACACUUGUAAAAGUAGUUAGUUGCUUUUGAUUGACUUAUAUAGCAGUUUUUCAUUUUGUCUUCCACCUGCCUUUCACUAUAUUUGAGUGUUCCCUUACAGGUAUGUUGGCAUGUGUUGGAAAAUUUACACAAUUAGGUUUAAAUUCAGUAGGAUAUGAUUUUAGGAUGCUACUGAUCAAAGUGAUAUCUGUGUCUGUUGAAAUCUUGAUAGUUGAUUAAUUUGCCCUCAAUUCUGCUCCCUGAACUUUACACAUAAAUCUUCCCAAGUGGGUGUUAGGGUGUGCAGAUCCCAGCAGGAUUAAGGAGGGGGAAAAGCAGCUAACAUUUCUUGAGCCUGUACCACAUACCAGGCACUGUCAUAAAGUGAUGGCAUUAAUCCCCAUGAUAAUCCUGUGAAGGCGAUAUUCUCAUCCCAUCUUAGAGAUGAGGAUAUUGGAAUUCGGAGAGGUGGCCAUUGCAUUGUGCAGAACUCUACAGAGCCUGCGCUCUUCCCAGAGCAGCACCCACAAAAGCAAGCAUUGAUUUUGUGCUCAGUGUGUGCCAAGCACUGUGCAGAGGGUACAUGGUUCCUGCCAGGUUAACACCCUCCCUUCAGGCCUCCCCAAGGCAUAGGCUUGCAAAGAGCGGAAGGUGUGAAAUCAUACUCUUCCUCUGGGCAUCCUGGAUCCCUGAAUUAUCCCCACCUCUCAAGAAGUACUUCAAGGGCCAAGCUGCCCCUUUCCCUCCCCUCCACCCAUGAAAAUGUCUCCAAACUGAGAUGCUUUCAGCUGAGAACAGAUUUGACUCGUAGACAUUACCAAAGAGGAGCUUGUGAAUCCAGGAAAAGCUCCAGGGGGCUAGCUUAUCUGAGCAGAGAGCUUUCAGUGACCCAUUUUCCUGUCUAGACUCUGCCUCAAGCUAGUGGCAACUGCUGGGGCCCCAGGUACUUGGGACAUGGGCAUUCGUUGGAUGGCUGGGCAGGUGCAAGCCUAUUCAUGCAGUCAGCCGACCCUCUGCUCAGGUUCAGCUGGACUCUGCCAUCUGUGGGCCCAGCAUCACUCUGUAAGUUCCUUGAAAGGAAGAACAACCUUAGAGUAUUUCUGAUACAAAAUGAGGGCCUGUUCUCUUGAUUUAAUUAUAAAAUGUCUACAUCUUUCUCCAGUUUCUGAGUCUUAGGCAUAUUGGCUUGUGGACUUGUUCUUCCUGCAAAUGAUCAGAGAGGAACAUUCCAUUUAUUUGUAUUGGAUUUCCUCUGGAGGGCAUGUACCCACACUCAAUAGCAACUGCUCUUCCUCAACUGUAGUCCCCAACAUCAGACUUGGCACGUGGUGCACACUAACACACAAGUACUAAAUGAAUGAGUGAGGGAAAGAAAAGUCACCCCGUUGGUGUGAGGUGCUAUCCCUGAGUCUCAGUGCAGGCCCAGUGGAUGAAAGGCAAGGUAAAGAGGCCCAAGAUAGGCUAGCUUCCCCCAUUCAAGGUAUAGUCUGCCUUUAAGGGAGUUUUAGAACCAACAUGCAAGAUAUGCAAAGAAAUCUUGCAAGAGCAUUAUUGACUUAGAUCCAAAACAGCCUCUCUCAUAUCUAAAAAGGCACAGCAUUUUGCAAAUCUGAGGAAGAGGGAUGGUUGCAUUACAUUUUUGCUUCUUUUUAAUUGCUUAGUGUUUCUAAUCAUACUUAAUCCAUAUUAAUGUGCACAAUUAUAAUAAAUGGUAAGAUAUUACAUGUGUCAAA
Molecule: messenger RNA, 3531 nt
Organism: Piliocolobus tephrosceles (Ugandan red Colobus)
Lineage: Eukaryota; Metazoa; Chordata; Mammalia; Primates; Cercopithecidae
Gene: ZNF185
Product: zinc finger protein 185 with LIM domain
Exons: 13
Coding region: 56-1318 (420 amino acids)
Source: RefSeq, a predicted model, not a curated record